GGCACAGGCUUGAGCCGUCAGUCGCUGGACGAGGCGUCACACACAAACGCUGUACAUUUAAACGUGAGUGAAGCAAUUUAUUAUUUUUUAAGUUGUAAUUUUAAAGGAUUGUUGCCUUCAGUUGAGGAGACAUAUCCGUAGAGACUCUGGGAAAGAAUCCCUGAGUGACUGAGCAAAGGCUGAACGGGGAUUAAAACGGCUGUCGUCCAAUCACAAGAGUGGGACACACACACACAAACUCGUUUGGUGAUCCUGUAGGCUAAAGCAAGAGUACAACACACUUUUAUUUCAUUUUCUUUACCAGAGAUGGGACUUAUUGGCAUGAGGAACAGAGCAGGAGAGGCGUAAUGACGCCGGUGGUGGACGAGACGGCGAGCGACCUCCCGGUCCGGGAUGUGGGGCUGAUGAGAGGGGGACUGAUGCUAUCCGUACCAGACGCGCUGCGUGACGUCAAGCCAUGGAAGAGGCACCAUGUGAUGAAGACAAAAGCAGACCCUCAGCGGUUAUUUCGCUUUUCCAGGGAUCACCUGGAGGACCUGUGUCUGCGACUGCAGGAGGAGAACAGAGAGCUCAGACAGCACACGCGCUCACAAGAGCAAAGAAUACGCAGGAUGUCGGCCAGGCUCACUCGUCUUCGCCAUGGCCGUCCUGGAUCUGCCGGUGUGAAGGACAGGGACAUGGAGGAAACAAUGCAGGAGCUGGAGGCCCGAGUGGCGAUGUUGGAGAGCCAGAAAGAAGUGUUACAGAACAAGCUCAGCCUGGCCAAGCAGCACAUCCUGGACCUGGGGGCUCGCACGCCUUACAAGCUCAGUAAAAGUAAAAAUCUGGAUGGGGAGGGUGGCGUCAGGAGGGCGGCCCAGACUGCUCCGCCUCGAUACGGGCCGACGCUUGAGGACACCAAGUUGGAGAUUGAGAGAUUCAGGUCCAGUAUGACGGAGCAGGUGAGGAUGGCCGAGCUGGAGCUGACCACUCAGGAACUCAAGGAAACGCUGAGGGAGAAGGAGAGAGAGAUGGAGGGAACAGUCCGGGAGCUGAUGAAGCAGCAGAGCGACAGACACAGAAUUACCAUCAGAGAGAAUGUGGAUGUAAUCCGUCUGCAGAAGCAGCUUUCAGAGAAGAGCGCCGCGCUCAGGGUCACCCAGGAGAAGUUCACUGAGCUGCAGGAGGCCUAUGAAAGACAGCUGGAGGAGGGUCAGAGGUCACUGAGGGAGAGCCAGAGCGCUCUGCUGGAGAAAGUGGAGGAGCUGACUGGACAGCUGAAGCAGGAAAGACAGAGAACUCUGACGCUGGACGGGGAGCUCAGCACCACGACUCUGUCUCUGCAGACCCUGGACAAGCUCCAGGAGAGGAUAUCAGAUUUGGAAGGAGAGAGGGAUCUGAUUAAAGAAAACUAUGACGCUCUACUGAAAAGUGCUUUGUCAGGCCAAAGCCAAUCUGAUAACCAGCUAGAAACCCACAGAGAGGCCGUGCAGAGCGGGAAGAUGAGGGUGGAAAACAUCCAGAGCAUGGACAUUCAAAGACUGCAGGACAUGUUGCACGCAGAGAGGGAGGAGAGGAGCAGGCUGGAGCUGGAGCUGGAGAAGGAGAAACUGAGACAAGAGAAGAGGAUGCUGGAGCAGCACAGGGAGCGGGAUGGAGACUUCUCAGGGCUGAUGAUAGACAAGCGAGAGCAUCUGGAGAGGGAGGUUCUCCAGUACAAAGCGCAGAUCUCUACUCUGCAAGACAGGCUGGACUCGGUCACUAAGGAGUUUGACAUGAGUGUAGAGGACCUGAGUGACACCCUUUUGCAGAUCAAGGCCUUCAGGAUGCAGCAGGAGAGUAGGGAGGGCCUGCGCUUCCUCUCGGCCCAAGGAAAGAUGGCUGAUUCCCCCCGUGAGCUUGCAAACAUCCAGGCGUCACAUGCCGAGACCGUACUCGAGCUGCAGAAGACCAGGAACCUGCUGCUGCUGGAGCACAGGAUCACCAGAGACCUGCAGGAUGAAUUAAAUACGAUCAACCAGAAGGUGGAAAGAGAGAGGGAGGAGAGCAGGAGGAGGAUUGCAGAGAAAGACAAACUUCUAUCAAAAAGAGCUAUGCAGAUCAACACUUUACAAGCCCAGUUGAAAGAGUUGGCGUACAGCCCCAGGAACUACAAACGAACCGUACCGCUACAGUACACCUGGCCAGCUGGAGAUCAGGAGGUGGUGCAGCCCAUCGAGGAUGACUUGUCUUUCUCUCAGCUAAAGGCCGGGGAGUCACUGCUGGAGAUCCACAUUAAGGAGGCCACUUUCACGCCAGCGGGGCUCCGUGUCAUGGGCCACGUGCAUCCAGGAGCAGACAAAAGCGAAGACAUCGUGACCUUCUGCACCUACUGCCUUUUGGACUUUGAGCUGCACUCUACGCCGCUCGUGUCGGGGAGCCAACCCAACUAUGGCUUUACGUCCCGCUACGCUCUGACGGUCCGGGACCUGGGAAGACUGGGAGGUCAGGGGUCAAGGGUCCGAGUGGAGCUCCACCAGGCAUUGGGAGGGGUUCAGUUUGUUACCCAUGGAGGGGCACAUAUGUCGCUCAUGGGCGCCAUGGAAAAGAGAGGGGAGCGAAUCAGCGGACGCGUCAACAUCGCAGGGCAUGAGGGUGAAAUUGUCGGCAUCCUGGAUUUCUGGGUGCGCCUCUUCCAUCCUGCAGAGCUCAUGGACGCUAUGGCAGACCACAGGGCUGCGAGAUCAGCGGUCACACAGAGGAAUCCCGUCCAGAUGUCGCUGGGCUGGCAAGACGGCGGGCAUGAGGAGUUACACGACUACGGCGGUGGAAUCCCAAAUGAACUGGUGGUCGUGCUGGAGCGCUGCGUGGGGCUCAACGCUCUGUGGCCGGGACUCCUUCCUGACGCCUACCUGACGUACAGGUUCUACGACCUGCCGCCUCACGUCUCUCAGAUGGUCCAGUGUGCAGCCGAUCCGGUGUUCAACGAUGCCACCAGCUACCCCCUCGCUGUAACAGCUGACGUCUUGCACUACCUCAGGUCCAGCAGUUUAUGGGUGUACGUGUUUGAUGACGGGGAUGACCAGGUACCACCAGCCUACCUGGCGAAGACUCCCAUCCCACUGCGAGCUCUGGCAGCAGGCAGAGACAUCAGAGGCGAUUAUGUUCUGAGAGAUCCGGCAGGAGGACCUCGAGGCAUGGUCAGAGUCAUGGUGAAGUGGAAGUACCCCUUCCAGCCCCCGAUGGACGCGCCGCUUGGUCCACAGGGGAGGAGAGCGGAUGAGCAGAGCGAGCGGAUGGAAGGCGUCGAGAGGGACGAGAGAAGAAGAGAGCAGGUGUCACAGAAGCCCGUCGCGAAGCCCCGAGUGAAGACUCAGCAACUUGAGCCUAGAGAAACCAAAGCUGUGCAGAAAGACACAAAAGCCUGGCCUCGGCCUCCAACCGUCACACAGAAAAGCUCCCAGGACGUUCGAUCGGAGCCCACCAUCUCCGUAAAACCCCUGGAUACUCGUCCGUCGGCAGGCAGGAAGAGGCCUGCCAAGGCGACAGCUGAACUUUACCAGAGGAGUCGUCACCUGACACCUGAGCCACGACUGGCCAAGCCCUCGCUCUGGAAAACUACCAAAUCUUCAGUGGGAUCUUCCAGACAAUCAACCACCUCACUGUCGAGGAGAAGCUCUGUCAGCGAUGCCCGGAUUCAGGACCUUUCCUCCGUGGAUCAGGUGUCACUCAUUGAAGGGGAGGAGGAAGAGGAGAGGACUGAGAGUGGAGAUAAUGAAUCUCCUGAAUCUUCAGCAUCUACUUCCUCACAAAGUGACAUUGUCAUCAUUCCAACGAAGAGAAAGACAAGGAAGGGAAACAAGCUUAGAGUUGAGAUCCUGUCACUUUCCUUUGAGCCGUCGUCUCGCGUGGCGCUGGACGAGUCAGUGCAACGUGUAUAUGUGGAAUAUCGGCUGCUGGGCGUCCCCAUGGAGACGACAGAGACGCCCAUGUCCCUCCGCAAGCCCGGGGAGGGGGAGGAGGUUCACUACAACUUCACUCGAGUGAUUCAUGUGGACGGCUCACAGUGCACUCCACUCAGACAGUAUCUGUACACCAUGUUGGAGGGGACAGACCCCAACCAGGGCAGGUUAAAGUUCACGGUCGUCAGUGAGCCGAUGGAUGACGAAGAGGAGUGCGCGGAUGUCGGACAUGCUUUCUUGGACCUGCAGGAACUACUGCUGACAGGAAAUGAUGUCAUCGAACAGCAAAUUGACAUUUUGAGUGUGGAUGAGGACGAGGAGGUGAUUGGAAAUCUAAAAGUAUCGCUGGAGGCAGCCAAGGCACUGACCGGGAUAUAUCAGGAGUUUCACCAUCAAGAUGCUGAAGAACAGACCGAAGAUGAUGAAGAAGAAGAAGAGGAAGAUGAAGAAGGGGGGAAGAAAAAGGAUCAGAUACCAGUGCUGGAUCGUGAUGAUGACAGUGACUUCUAUUGAGUUUAAAAGCAAAUUGAACACAGACGAGUUUUAAUUACAAGGAGGAGUCUUUGUCUUCAUCUUCAACAUGUGAACAAGAAGAAAAAAAAUCUAAAAUACAAAUGUCAUUUAAGUUUUAUGUCUGGUUAUUUCUGCGUCUCUUUUGUUUUUCUGAACAAAAAUAUGAUUUAUUUUUGGUGACAAAACUCAGGAUCUGAAAUUCAUGUUCUUAAGUUCUUUAUGUUACAGCUUGCAGUCUUUAAAAUGAAAUGAAAAUACUGUGUAAAACAUCAUGCAAUUAUUUGCAAAAUAAAAAACCUAUAUUUAAGAAUUUCAACACAUUAACUUUUGGAACUAGAAGUUUUUAUAUAAAAUCUUUACGUUUCAUACAGCACAUUUCACUAAAGUCAACAGGGACAGCUUUAACACCGUUUUUGCUUCAGCUCUCCUCCUGUGUUUGGGAACAGGAAACAAACGGAAAAUGUUUUCCCAUUAUGUCUUGUUAUAGGAUUACAGCUGCCAAACAGGUCAGACUCUCCUUUGUGAUCAUUUUCUUUCCACAUUUCCCGAAACAUAUGCAAACAGGCUAGUUUAGGCCCAGAUUAUUACCACAGAGCCAUGCAGCCAUAGCAUGUGCCAAACAGUCCGUCUUGCUCAAGUAAGCAAAGUCUUCUCUGAAAAACAUACAUAACUGGCAACACUUAUUGCUCAAUAUUUUGUUUCCCAUUAGUGUUCCCGUUACAGAUACAAGUUGUCCAUGCCAUGUGGGCUAAAUGCACCUAGCAGGGAUAAUAAACGACAUGUUCCCGCUCGUCUUUGGCAUCAGAGCUUUAAAUGUGUUUUACCUCUGAGGAAAUGGCAGCUUCUCUGGGUCUUGUUAUAUAUUUAUAUUUUUUCUUUUCUAAUGUUGAUGAAGUCACACGUUUGUUCAUUUAUGAUGGUUUCCAGGAGUAUUCCUUAGAAAUGAUAAAUACAUGUAUUUGUUCUUAAUGCAGUUCUGCCGAAUGUCAUGAAGAUCAUAGUUGUUCAAUAUUGGUAUUUAACUUUGUUUGUCGUAUUCAGCUCUAUUACUUUUCUCUUAAUAUUUUAAUUAUAUUAUUCAGGCUGCUGGGGAGCCGCUUUUCUAUGUUUCAGUCUCUAAUAAACUAUAUUCCUUUGA
This is a messenger RNA of Cololabis saira (Pacific saury), 5571 nucleotides long. RefSeq names its product RPGR interacting protein 1 (gene rpgrip1). Gene Ontology annotation, cellular component: photoreceptor connecting cilium. Gene Ontology annotation, biological process: retinal rod cell development; non-motile cilium assembly. The record is from RefSeq and is a predicted model, not a curated record. Bases 348 to 4433 code for a protein of 1361 amino acids. The transcript is spliced from 32 exons. Lineage: Eukaryota; Metazoa; Chordata; Actinopteri; Beloniformes; Belonidae.